AUGUCUGUUGAAGGGUCCUUUACAUCUGAACAACAACAACUACUCGAAUGGGCAGCACGCUUGGAAGUGGAGUGUCUAAGUCUUAUUGAACUCAAUAAGGAAAAAAAUAAGAAAGUUCAUCUUUCUGAUCACAAGGUAGCUGAGCUAAUAAACAAUGUUAGUGACCAAUUGAACCUGUUACAAGCUUUAAUAACUGAUAUGUCUGGUCAGUUACAAUCAAUUAAAAAACAAAUGGAUGUCUCCGAUAAGCUAACCUCCUCAUUAUACAACAAAAUAGCUGUAUUGGAGAAAAGAAUCAACUCCUUGGAACCCAAGUCCAAGUCGUCCUCCAAAUCCACGGCUCUGGAUUUGGAUAAAUUCUUCCCCUGGGAGAAACUAUCAGCAAUAUGUGACAUGGCCGCUACAGAGUCAACCCGUGACAUUAAAGAGUUUCUUCUGAUCCUUGUUCCCAGAGUGGUGGAGGUGGAAAGAGCAAAUAGAUCUAUUGCUGCUGGCCAGGAUGAAGUGUGUAAUGUUCUACGUACUUUAGCAAGUACCAUGAAGAAAACAGGAAGCUACAAUAACCCCCCAUCUUCUUUUUCAAGACAUAACUUUACUAAAUAA
Molecule: messenger RNA, 603 nt
Organism: Lizanozyma spartinae
Lineage: Eukaryota; Fungi; Ascomycota; Pichiomycetes; Serinales; Debaryomycetaceae
Exons: 1
Coding region: 1-603 (200 amino acids)
Source: RefSeq, a predicted model, not a curated record